This is a messenger RNA of Hevea brasiliensis (rubber tree), 1323 nucleotides long. RefSeq names its product G-type lectin S-receptor-like serine/threonine-protein kinase At4g27290. The record is from RefSeq and is a predicted model, not a curated record. Gene Ontology annotation, biological process: recognition of pollen. NCBI's taxonomy places the organism in Eukaryota, Viridiplantae, Streptophyta, Magnoliopsida, Malpighiales, Euphorbiaceae. The transcript has a single exon. The coding region runs from base 1 to 1323 and encodes 440 amino acids.
AUGUACCCUCUUUCUUUCAUGUUUGUGAUUGCUAAUUUACUGCUUUUCUUUUCUCAGUUCUCAGAUGCAACUGAUACACUUGCUUUAUCCCAGUCUCUUGCCGAUGGCAGUACUUUAGUUUCGAAAGAUGGAAGUUUCGAGCUUGGUUUCUUCAGUCCUGGUAGUUCCAGGAACCGUUAUUUGGGAAUUUGGUACAAAAAUAUCCCUGUCAAAACCGUUGUUUGGGUUGCGAACCGGAAUAUUCCGAUUAACGAUACCUUCGGCUUGUUAAUGAUAAACAACUCCGGCUAUCUCAUACUACGUAGCAAGAACAUGGGUAAUGUUGUUUGGUCAUCAAACUCGACGAAAGCUGCCCUAAAGAGCCCAGUAGUACAGCUACUGGAUUCUGGGAAUCUGGUGUUAAGAGAAGGAAAUCGUGAAAACUCUGGAAUCUACAUAUGGCAGAGUUUUGAUUAUCCAACUGAUACAUUGCUACCAGGGAUGAAGUUUGGAGUGAACUUAAAGACCGGACUUGAUCGGCGUCUUACAUCGUGGAAAAGCACGGAUGAUCCAUCUCCUGGAGAUUUUGUUUGGAAGAUGCAACCACAUGGUAACCCAGAGUACAACAUAUUGAAAGGUUCAAAAAUCUAUUUUCGAUCAGCCCCAUGGAAUGGCAUCUCAUACAGUGGUAAUCCACAGUUAAGGUCUAACAAUAUUUUUAACUUUUCCUUUGUGAAUACCGAGGAGGAGAUUUACUACAUAUACUACCUCGAAAAGAAAUCUGAAAUUUCAAGGAUUGUAAUCAACCAAACUAGCAAUAGGCGCGAGCGCUACACAUGGGAUGAAGCCUCUGUGUCUUGGAAUCUAUAUGCAUAUGUGCCAAAUGAUUAUUGCGACUUCUAUAACCGUUGCGGUCCCUAUGGAAAUUGCAUUGGUGAUGCGUCGCCCAUUUGUCAAUGUUUGAAAGGUUUCGUGCCUAAAUCACCAGAUCAGUGGAACUCAGGGGCUCUGUCUGAUGGCUGCAAGCGCAACAGGUCAUUAGGAUGCAGCGAGGGCACUGGAGAUGGGUUUCUUAAAUUCCGUGGAUUAAAAUUGCCAGACACUACAUAUUCUUGGGUAAAUAAAAGCAUGAAUCUCGAGGAAUGCAGGGCUAAAUGCUUACAGAACUGUUCUUGCACGGCGUAUACAAGCUUUGAUAUUCGAGAAGGAGGCAGUGGUUGCGCCAUUUGGUUUAACGAUUUGAUUGACAUUAGAGAAACUUCCAGUGGUGGACAGGAUCUAUGCGUAAGGAUGUCUGCUUCUGAAUUAGGUAUGUACUACAGUGAUCUUGAUGUUACUCCUUAA